AUGAACUGUGCCAACAUCCUCAUGGACGGGAUCAUCUACAAUGAUCGAAAAUGCUUCGAGGUCCUGCUUGCUUGUCUCUAUCCUUAAAUCAAGAGCCUGCUCUGUUGUGGUCCAGCUCUGUCACCCGACUUCUUCCCCUUCGUUGAGGUGAUGAACCUUAUCGUCUUCAAUCGACAUCUCAAGAACUACUAGUUCGAGUGCUUCUACAAUUCGUCGAAUGACCCUACUCAGUUGACAGGAGAACUAGUGCCUGACAUCAAAACCAUAAUUGACGCGAACCAGGUAUACUUCGAGAAAGUGCUCACAAAAGGGUCACAUCCCCAGGGUGCACUUCGUGGUACUAAGAGCUAGUGA
Stylonychia lemnae is the source of this 354-nucleotide messenger RNA. Lineage: Eukaryota; Ciliophora; Spirotrichea; Sporadotrichida; Oxytrichidae. The record is from the annotation of a GenBank genome assembly.